CCCUAGCACCAAUGUUCGCAAUUUUCGGGAAUUGCAUCCCAUCGUGCCCAUCCGCGUCCCGUUGCACCUCUACCACAUUCAUUUCACUAGCGCCGACGGAGGCGCAGCAAAAACUAUGAAGUCGUCUCCUCUCGCUUGCUUUUUCACUCUGAUUUUGUCGCCCCGAUCCAGCACCGGCGCAGCUUCCUCUUCGGGUUCCGGUACAACGCCAGCGCCGCCACACCAGCCCCGCCACACGACCCCGGCUACGGUGAACCACCAGAGAAACAGCACGGCCGGUGGCAGCUCGUCGUCAAACCAUCGGCAGCCCGUGCUACCUCCGUUAGAAGAGUCAAGCUCCAGCUUGCUGCAGGUCAGCGGCUGCACGGGCGACGAUGGAGACCUGGACGGGCAAUUUCCCGGCCGACGCUCCAUUCUGCAAAACGACGGGGAAUCCCGACAACCGGGGCGGGGGGGCUCCGCAGGGAGAAGGUCGUUCGGUCUAUCCGGAGCGGAGAACAACUACGAAGAUGACAGCGAAGAUGACGAGCGGGACUUCACGUCCGGCGAGAAUAGGACAGCAGGUAAUCCAAAUGUCAUGACGUACGGCGGUGCACCCUCCCCAGUGCAGCCCAACCGAGGCACGACCGCAGAGCCGAAGAAGUGCAAGAAGAGGCCAGUUGUUCCCGUCGAUCGCCUUUACCUCGCACCGGACGACGUUUUUACCCCAGUAACGCCCGGCACCAACCUUCGGGCAAAUACCAAGCCGGGCUCCGGCCCAAACUCCCCUCCGAACACAACAACCGACCAGCAGGGCACCACGUCGCCGAAGGCGAAGGCCGUUCCCUACGUGACCGACCCCUAUACGGACGAUCCCCGUGGACCGUGGGCCCGGGCGAUGAACAAUAAGACCCCGGGCGUUUCUAAUUUUCACCGGCACCGCGGCAUUCCGGCGCCGAAGCUCGGGCCCUUCGGCCUGGCGCCCGGGCAGCAGGCACAGGUGGACAUUUUGAACAACUACAAUAACCCAAAUCACCUCCAGCCCAGCACGCGCAGACCGGGAAGUCCGAGGCGGGAUGGCUCAAAGCAGUCGCACGUCGGCGACAUGACGCCAUUUACG
This is a messenger RNA of Amoebophrya sp. A120, 1099 nucleotides long. NCBI's taxonomy places the organism in Eukaryota, Dinophyceae, Syndiniales, Amoebophryaceae. The record is from the annotation of a GenBank genome assembly.